AUGGAGGCAGCUUCUGCAAGAAUGGCGGCACGAGACCGUUUCUCCAUGAUGGGUGAUCCUGGACCCUCCCCUCUACAAAGAUAUAUCCAGCAAGCCUGUUCUCCCGAGAAUUACGAGCCAAAUCUGGCUAUGAAUCUCGAAAUUUCCGACCUUAUAAAUUCGAAAAAGGGAAAUGCGCCACGGGAAGCAGCGAUUUCAAUUGUCAAUUAUGUCAAUCAUCGCAACCCAAAUGUUGCAAUAUUGGCCCUUGUCCUGUUGGACAUCUGUGUGAAGAAUUGCGGAUAUCCAUUUCACUUGCAGAUCGGUACAAAGGAGUUCUUAAAUGAAUUAGUUAGAAGGUUUCCGGAACGACCGCCGAUCAGACCGAGUAAAGUCCAGAUGAAGAUUUUGGAAGCUAUCGAAGAGUGGAGGGGGACAAUCUGUCAGACUUCGAGGUACAAGGAGGAUUUAGGUUUUAUAAGAGAUAUGCAUAGGCUAUUGAGUUAUAAGGGAUAUGUGUUCCCAGAGGUCAGGGUGGAGGAUGCCGCGGUACUCAAUCCGAGUGAUAACCUAAAAUCCGCCGAGGAGAUGGAAGAAGAGGAAAAGGCGGCACAAUCUGCAAAGUUACAGGAAUUAAUUCGUCGAGGUGGGCCCGAGGAUUUGCAGGAAGCCAACAAGUUGAUGAAAAUUAUGGCAGGAUUCGAUACGAGAUCGAAAACGGAUUAUCGAGCAAAAGCGGCAGAAGAAGUCGGGAAGGUUCAACAGAAAGCAAGAUUGCUGGAAGAACGACUGGAAGAAUUCAAGCCUGGAGAUGUUAUGACCGAGGGCGAUGUCUACGAAGAGCUUGCUUCAGCUCUCCAGAGUGCGCAUCCCAAAAUACAAAAGAUGUGUGAAGAGGAAUCGGACGAUCACGAAGCAGUUGCGAAGCUCUUGGAAAUCAAUGAUAGUAUACAUCGUACUGUUGAGCGAUACAAGUUGAUGAAGAAGGGCGAUGUGGAUGCAGCUUUGAGAAUUGUCAAGGGCACCCUUGGUACUAGUACAGGGGUCAGCAAGAAUUCCGAAAAUGAACUCUCGUUGAUCGAUUUUGAUGGCGAGCCCGAAACUAAUGGAAGCUCGUCUACGAAAAAUGCUCCGGCGAGCACGUCUCAACCAGGUGGUUUAGAAGAUGACCUAUUGGGGCUGUCUAUGGGAGAGAUCUCAUAUGGCGAGGGUGGUGGCAUUUCUCUUGGGUUUGGGAACAAUUCCAAUAUUCCCGGCCCAGCGUUGAUGUCUUCAACGACGGAAAAUAGCACCGCCAAAGGACCCACACCAAGCAGAUCUCCGGUACCUUCAAAUGUACCCGUUAAAGCUGAUUAUUCCGCCUUCUCUGCAUUUGGAUCUUCACAGCCGCAAUCGAAACCCGCGACUCCACAACCAUCUCUCUUCCAGCAGCAGCAACAACAACAAACCGCAGCCUCGAGAUCUCCUCCCUCAAAUAUUGAUCCAUUCGCUGCUCUCACAACUCCGUCAAGACAAUCUACACCUCAACAAUCAGGCUCCAUGUUCGAUUUUGCCAAUCCUAAACCCCCGGUUUCACAUGCAGCAAACGCCCCAGCACCUGCAGCAGAUGACGAUGAAUGGGCAUUCUCUUCUGCCCUACCCGAAGGUCUUCCACCUUCCAAUGACUUAACAAUUAGUAAUACCAACCUCAAAAUAUCCUUAAAUGCUAGCCGCGAACCUAGUACACCUGACGUCAUCACUUUAUCCAUUGCAUUUUCAAAUAAUUCAAACGAACCAAUAUCUAAUCUAACAUUUCAAGCCGCAGUCACUAAAGGCUAUACGCUCCAACUCCAACCUCAAAGUGGAAGGAGGCUCAAUCCCCGCCAAAAUCUGGGCAUUACCCAAAAGAUAUACCUACAAGGUGUAGAGCAUGGGAAAGGCGACCAGGUGAAGAUGAGGUGGAAGUGUUCGUACCAGCUUGGUGCCCAAAACUCCAACGAGCAGGGUGAAAUUCCCAAUUUAGGAAUCUCCUGA
Sclerotinia borealis F-4128 is the source of this 1992-nucleotide messenger RNA. Lineage: Eukaryota; Fungi; Ascomycota; Leotiomycetes; Helotiales; Sclerotiniaceae. The record is from the annotation of a GenBank genome assembly.